UCUCUCAACUGACUUUACUAAACACAAAUGUGUUCAUACAUGAGAAAGUCAUAUCACUGUGAUAUCCAUUGUAAAUCAUUCUAUAUAACUGGUGCUUUGAAUAGACACAAACAUAUUCAUACACAAAGGAGGCCAUACCAUUGUGAUAUCGGUAGUAAAUCAUUCUAUAUAACUGGUGCUUUGAAUAGACACAAACAUAUUCAUACACAAAGGAGGCCAUACCAUUGUGAUAUCGGUAGUAAAUCAUUCUAUAUAACUGGUGCCUUGAAUAGACACAAACAUAUUCAUACACAAAGGAGGCCAUACCAUUGUGAUAUCGGUAGUAAAUCAUUCUAUAUAACUGGUGCCUUGAAUAGACACAAACAUAUUCAUACACAAAGGAGGCCAUACCAUUGUGAUAUCGGUAGUAAAUCAUUCUAUAUAACUGGUGCUUUGAAUAGACACAAACAUAUUCAUACACAAAGGAGGCCAUACCAUUGUGAUAUCUGUGGUAUAUCAUUCUGUAAUUUAAAUACCUUAGUUACAAACAUAUUCAUACAAGAAAUCAAUAUAGCUGUGAUAUCCGUGGUAAAUCAUUCACGUGAAGGUUUCAUUUGUGCUGUAUCCUUUUCUCAAGCAAACGUUUUACAUUCUCACAAAUGUGUUCAGACAGGAGGAAAGUCACAGCAUUGUGAUGUCUCUGAGAAAUCAUUCCCUGACAAAAUGGAAUUAUCUCCCCAUUUAGCUAUUCACUUAGGAAGUACAACUGUAUUAUUGGUCCAAAUUCGUUACCUCACACAAUGAUAAACCUCUCAAGACAAUUUUUUUAUUCGCUGAAGCAAUAUCUACCCUCGACUCUUCCUAAUCACUCAUCUCAUUUUGUUUCCCCAUUUUGAAAUAAUCUUUUAAAGCUAAAUGCUUUUCCUGAUGCCAGCCGUUUAAUCACCUUUUACAUUCCAUAGGCAGGGCAUGCCAUACAUGUGCUGUAAAACCAAGAUGCAGUGUUUGUCACAGUUCAUUCUAUGAUAACUUAUAUAAUCAUCAAUGCAUUCUCAAAGGAAACAAAAUAUAAUGCUAUUAUUUUACAUAUAACUACUACUGUGUCGACAUAAUUGUGGUAACUUACUGCUGUAGUAUUUCUAAUAAAAAUCCUUUAUUCACUA
Molecule: messenger RNA, 1142 nt
Organism: Octopus sinensis (East Asian common octopus)
Lineage: Eukaryota; Metazoa; Mollusca; Cephalopoda; Octopoda; Octopodidae
Product: zinc finger protein 723-like
Exons: 2
Coding region: 28-783 (251 amino acids)
Source: RefSeq, a predicted model, not a curated record